AUGCUCAUGUUCCGCUUUUGGGGUUCAGACUCUAGGGGAAGCGAUAAGACUGAGCAGAUCCACCAGUCCAUGUUUGACUUUGGCAAAGCAGGACAACCUUUAGUGUCAGCAACUUCAGUGACCAACUCAGCGCGAUCGCCAAAGCGUCGGAGGCAAAGCAACGCAGCGAUAGCGUCGCACAACGCUGCUACCUCUCCCGCGGUGAAGCGGCCGAGGGAAGAUGACGCGACUUUUCCUAGGAAGAAGAUAGCCGUGGCGAAAGUGGAGGAUGGGUAUGCGCCGCAACCAGCAUCAAAAAUGGUCGACCUUGAACGCGCGAGAGAGGUGAUUCAACUUGAAUUCAAUCACGCCAUCUUACUCAAGCACGACGAACUACGUUUGAUUAACCAGGAAAUCGCAAAAUGCCAGAUUGCUCUCGAGCAGUUACGUCGAUGUCACCUGAUCCCGUAUCCCGUGAACGUUCCUACACCCAAUCAGAUGCUGAACAUCAGCAAUGGGUCAGGGCCUGCGGUGCAUGAGAAGUCGGGCGAUACAUUGCCUCAGUGGGCUCCGCCAUUUGGCAUCACUGAAGGGCCAUACGCGCGACAUUACGCCAAGUGGCUCAUUCCAGAUCCCAAAUUCGACGGUAUUCAGCCCGAGGUGCCCACGCAAGCUGAGUCAAGUCGGUUCAGGAGUUCGAUGGAAGGCAGAACGACGAGACAUGGUGUCGCAGAGGUAGGCGGUCUUCAUGGCAAGGGUCGGGCCGCUCGCGGGAAUGUCGGUCACAAGCUGCAAUCCCUAUCAAGUGGUUACCCACAACCAAAGGACAAAGCCGGGCCUUGCGUCCUGAAGCGCGGUAGUGAUGGCAAGACUGUCAAGCUUGUCUGCUUAGACUGUAAUAGGGAGAACUUUUCGAGCACUCAGGGAUUCAUCAAUCACUGUCGAAUAGCGCACAAACGGGAUUUCAAGAGCCAUGAGGAAGCAGCUGUUGCUUGCGGUCAUCCUAUCGAGGUUAGUGAAGGGCCUGUCGCCACGGUCAGCAACAGCAACAGCAGCGGCGCACACCCGAUGGGCCUUGCGAAUGGACUCGUGCAUCCUUUUGCACGGGAGGAUGCGAUGUCUGAAGCAUGCUCGUCAGUCGUUGCUCGCAUCGAAAGUUUAAUGGAACUUUAUCGAAACGGGCAACUGCCUGGAGUCACAUCGAUACCAGGUGUGCCAAACAGUUCAGCAGGCAAAACACUGUCGCCGCCGUCCAAAUUUUCGGCGUCAUCUGACUCGCCUCAUCUGUCCCGUCUCCUUCAGGAGCGUGGAGUAAAUAUGAAUCUGGGUGAACUGGUUCGCGAUGCUAAGACCAAAGUGGAUUUUGCCCUUAUCUCUUCUCCUGAGGAUGAAGACGAAGAGACGGAUGCUAGCCCUGUGUCACCCAAUGGUGUUAUCAGCCAGCAAGCGCCGUCACUAGUGCCUGGAAUGCGCGUGCCCGCUCGCACAGCAAUUUCACCGGUGCCUGUUCCUUCUGUUCCCCGUCCAUCGAGUAGCAAAGGUCGCAUUUCGACUGUGCCUUACGCCACUCCUUUGCCUACUCCUGCUCCGCGAACUAUGUCCGAGCAUGAGCCAGAAAUCGGCAUCGACGAUAUGGACAUGGACAUGAGCCCUAACACCGUCAGUAACAAUGCGCCAUCACUUGUUAGUGACGAUGGCGAGUACGAUGAUUCAGUCGACGGCUCAUCUGAUGAGGCGGAAGUGAACGAUGACCUUGACGCCGAGUCGGUCUCCGAUGUCGCUGAAAUCGGUUUCGAUGACGAUCACGUCGGAGGAAGGUCUAUGGGACAUCAUCGGGCCUCAAGUGGUGCGGGGACUGGCACAACUGUGCGGUUGCACAAGGAGGACAGCAAACAUGUCACCUUUGUGAGCCCUGUCAAGGAUAACGCGAACCAACGACGGGGUCGGCGGGUGAACUGA
Pseudomassariella vexata is the source of this 1938-nucleotide messenger RNA. RefSeq lists its product as uncharacterized. The record is from RefSeq and is a predicted model, not a curated record. The transcript has 2 exons. Lineage: Eukaryota; Fungi; Ascomycota; Sordariomycetes; Amphisphaeriales; Pseudomassariaceae. The coding region runs from base 1 to 1938 and encodes 645 amino acids.